UGUGCUUUUAUCUUGUGCGAGUUUUGAUGGUCUUGGCUGGCAGUCACUCUUUCAUAAUCGUUUAGUCUAUAGUAAGAGAUUAAUUUAAACUUUCCCUCGCUGUUUGUGGUAAUGACUUAUCAAUUAACAGAACCAAAAAUGUUAAUGCUAGGAUUUUCUUUUUAAUUUUAACAGCAGCAUGCAGAGUAACAGUAGUAAAGAUCAAAGAUGAAUAGUUAAUUUCAAAAGUUUGCCACUAAAAUAAGUUUAAGUUUUUUGACAUCCCGUUGUUGUGAAUAAUCGCUUGGACAAGAGAUUAUCCAUACAACGAUUUUUGUAACGUGUGAUGACAUUUAAGAUGUGGUUAUUACAUUGUGAGAUCUUACUGACAGUGACCAAGUUUAAAAUAAAAUGUGUAUAUUGGUUAUUAAACAUUUCAACUUAAUUCCAGCUGAAUUGUUUUCAGUUGAGUAACAAAGCAAACUAGUAAUGGCAAGUUUUGCAGCUCAGGCUGCUCUUAGAUCAAAGUGGACUGAUUUGGUUGAGGGUUCCACUAUCGAUGUGCCUGCAGAGGUGUCGUCUGGUGUCAGGAGUGUAGUGGGAUGGCUGAAACAGGCCUCCCUGGAGGUGCGGCAGGCGGGACGCCGCACUCUGGGCGCGCUGUCGGGGGGAGCCAUGGGCGUCACCAUCCUGCACUUCAACGACGUGUACAACGUGGAGUCGCGGGGAGUGGAGCCCGUGGGCGGGGCCGCCCGCUUCGUCUCGGCCCUGCGCUCCUUCUCCCCGCUGCACCCCCUGGUGCUCUUCAGCGGCGACAUCUUCUCGCCCAGCAUGCUGAGCACGUUCACCAAGGGUGAACAUAUGGUCCCGGUGUUGAACGAGUGUGGCGUACACUGCGCUGUGUUCGGAAACCAUGAUUUCGAUUUUGGGUUGGAUGUGCUAGGGGAGUGGGUUUCUCAAACCAAUUUCCCGUGGCUGAUGUCCAAUGUGAUCGAUCAGGAGACUGGACGACCGUUGGGGGACGGACGAAUUACGCACGUCGUCGACUGGGAGGGGAAAAGAAUAGGCCUUGUGGGGCUGGUGGAGCAAGAGUGGCUGGACACGCUCGCCAACAUCAACCCUGACGAAGUGACGUUCCUCGACUACGUGGACGUGGGCAAGAGGCUGGGAGCACAGCUGAAGCAGGAGGGGUGUGACUACGUGAUAGCUCUGACGCACAUGAGGACGCCCAAUGACUUGAAGCUGGCGGAAGGAGUCGACGAGAUAGACCUGAUCCUAGGCGGCCACGACCACGUCUACGAAGUGCGACAGGUUAAUGGGAAGUACAUAGUCAAAAGUGGCACAGAUUUCCGCCAGUUCUCCAAGAUAACGUUGACGUUCGACAAAGCAGCGGUCGACGUGAAAGUGGAAGAAAUCAACGUGACGUCGUCCUACCCCGAGGAUCCAUGCCUUCAACUCCGGUUGGAGCAGUACUCAGGCGUGAUGGACGGCAAGAUGGGGGAGGUGCUGGGGGCGUUCACGGUGCCCCUGGACGGCCGCUUCCAGCACGUGCGCACGGGGGAGACGAACCUCGGCAACUGGGUGUGCGACGUGGUGCUGGCCGCGACGGGCGCCGACCUGGUGAUCCUCAACUCGGGCACCCUGCGCUCGGACAUGGUGCACCCGGCGGGGCCCUUCACGCUGCGGGACCUCGUCACCGUCGUGCCCAUGAUGGACCCCCUGGUCGUGAUCUCCGUCACAGGGGACGACAUCCUGGCCGCGCUGGAGAACGGAGUCUCGCAGUACCCGAAGCUGGAGGGCAGGUUCCCGCAGGUGGCCGGCCUGAGCUUCGCGUUCGACCCACGCGAGCCCCCGGGCCGGAGGGUGGACCCCGAGCUGGUGCGCAUCGGGGACGAGUACCUGGUCCGCGACCAGCUGUACCGCCUCGCCACCAAGACGUACCUCGCCUCCGGCUGCGACGGCUACGCCAUGCUCCGGGACGCCAAGGUCCUGGUGGAUGACGAGGAGUGUCCAGACCUGGGGCUGGCCAUCCAGAACCACUUCAAAGCCAUCGACAUCCGGCUGGGCAAGUCCAAGUGGCACUCGAAGCACCGUCAGAGUCUCGUCACGCUGUCGCGCAGGCACAGCCUGGUGAAGAUGCUGGACGCCUCGGCGGACCUGGACGGCCCGCCCCCGCUGCGGCGCGCCGGCACGCUGGACGCCGGCGGCAGCCCGGGAGCCUCCCGCCACUCCCCCGGCCCCGGCCCCCCCCAGCCGCCCCGGGGCCGCCUGCUGCGCCGGGCCAGCCUCGAGGACCUGGAGAGCGAGUCCUGCCAGCUCGGCCCGCGCGUCGAGGGCCGCAUCAUCCUCCUCACCGACGAGACGCGAGAGAAGCUGUUGCACGAGCGUCAGCGGUUCGAAGAGGACUCCGUAAUACCGGAGGUGGAGGACGAAUGCUCGCCGCCGGGGAGCGUCGACCAGAAUUGAAGCUCGGAGCGCUCUCUCUGUUAAGGGUCGCGUCGUACCGCCGCUUCCAUCGCUGUGCGUGACGUGCACUUUGCCCGUAGAAGUCGUAGAUCAUGUGUUUCGUUUGUCGGAAAGUCGGUCACUGCCUUUCAAGGUUUGCUUGUAAUGAGUAUAGCGUAGUGAUUGGGAAGGAGGUUGUCGAGAUGUUUGUGAACUGCUGUUCCAGUGAUUGUCGUGUUCAAGUGUAUCAUGAAUUGUUUGGUUUUUAAUUCAAUCUAAUGUGAAAAUUUUUUUUCAUGCCUUCUCAAGGUGAGUAAUUACACCUUGUAGUAACCAUGCUUAACUUUUUUUUUGCCUAAGAAUUAUUUUAAAGUAUAAGAUUUAUGAAUUUUUUUUAUGUUAAAUAUUGUAAAUGUAUGGUUCUGCAAGUUGUUCUAAUGUAACGUUCUUGUUUUUUUUGUUUUUAUUUUUUUAUUUUUUUGCAUCAUGAAAAUUUCAAAACCUAAACUUAUUCUUGGACUGGUAUGAAUACUAGGACAGUAGUAAUUUUUUUUUGUCAGUGUGUUGCUGUUUUGAAAGCACAUGUGAUGAAUAAGUCAGUUAUUUAAAAAUUUUAAAUAUACUGUGUAUUCUAAUAUGUAUCAAUAAUAAUACUCAUCAUUUAGUUAGAGACAAGAUUAUAUGGUGAAUUGCGAUAAAUCCGAAAUAACACCGAAAUGCAAUUUAUACCAUGAAAUUAAGCCACAUUUAACCAAAGCUUAAUUCAAAUCACAAAAAAAGAUUUUAUUGUUGGAAAUUCAAGGAAUGUCUUUAUUUUGGGAUGAAAUUUGUAUCAAUGCAUAGAGAUUAGAAAAAAGUUAUUUGUACUAUUUUAAAAAUGUAGUAUAUAAACAAUGCACUAUUUUGGUGGGAUAAGUUUUAAAAAACAUAAUUUAUGAAAAAAAAAUAAAAAAUCUGUUUUAAACAUUAAAUAUGACUAAAAACAUAAAAAACAAUAAAAUCUUGUCUCUUAGUUAUAAUAUAGGUAGUAAUUUAUUUUUGAAGGGUAUUCAGAGUAAUACUAAUUUUACAUUUACAAUAAUAAUUUUACAGAAUACAUACUAAUUUUAAUAAUGCAUUCUUUAUUUAUCAUACUAGUAAAAUAGAUGUACAAUGAAACUCCCAGUAACAGACAUCUCCGAUGAAUUAAAUAAGUCUUUAAUUGAGAACUGUCUGCUGUUAGGAAAAACAUAUCACACAAAAUUUUAAUAACAUUUUAAAAAAUUGCUAAAAACAACGAUCUCAAAAUGUUGGUACUUCUACCACUUAUGCUAUCUAUCUAUUGUGAUGCGCUAUAUGAAGUAAAACACAGCUACUACAAGGGUUGAUUAUGGGGAAAGAUUUUUCGGAGGAGCACUCCUAUAGUCAAAUGGUGAUGUUAAAAGAUAAAAGCUUAACUAUAGGGUUGUGCGAAUGUUUGGUAUACCGAUACCGAAAUCGAAAUUUUGCUACUUUCAUUUUCGAUUUCGGUAAGAAUUUCAUCUGUCGAAGUUCGUUUUUAGCGAAAUAUUUCGAGCCAAACGAAAGUUCAAUAGCUUACCGAAGUUCGUUUGUUCUAGUUGAAAAAGAAAUCGUAAUUUAAUAAAAAUGUACAGUAUAAUACCUGUACAAUAACGUUCCUUAUUAUAAAGUAUAUUUCACUUAACGAAUUUUUUUUAAGUCCCCGCCAAAAAUCGUAUCUUAGCCAUGCAAAACGGUUUCAGUUUAACGUAUCAUUUUCACUAUAACGUAUAAAUUCUACUAGUAGCGUGGCAUUACUACACCAAAAUUUACUUAAACUGGUAAAUAAAUUUCCAGCUAAAUGAUUAAUGUAGUAGAACAAAGAUACACAAAUACCAACGCAACGUAUUUUCUAACCUCUAAAUUCUCAAAACAAAGUUAACAAACAGUUGCGCGCACAACCAUAGAUUAUACCGUACGUAGUAUGCGACGUGAGCAACACAACACUAGAUACAUCGAAAGACGGAGGUUUGAGAGAAGUAUUAAUUAUUUAGACAAAAGUGUUACGCUACGCUAAAAAUACUGUUUGAUGUCUGUGCCGGGAUUGUUUAUUGUUAUUGUUAAGUUUAUUUUCAGGUUACGUUAUUUAAACACCGCAUUGUAUUUGUGCUACAAUAUGAAUGAUCCUGGAGAUAAAAAGAAACGAAAGCAAUUCACGCUUAAGGAAAAAGUGGAUAUACUCAGAGAACUAGACAAGGGGAAAAAAGCAAGUCGCAGUUGCGAAUACAUAUGGCAUUGCGGCUCUCCUGUAGCUAUUUUUUUAUAUAUUUUUUUCUCUUUGUAAAGAUAUGUAUGCAUGUUUCAGUGCUAAGUACAAAAACUUGAGGUACCUGUAAGUACUUAGCACUGAGAUUCUAUUGUAAUGUCUUUAUAUGAUUUGCUUGUUAUUUCUAAUAAUGUAAUAACAUAUGCAAAUCAUAUAAAGACAUUAAUUAGAAAAAAGAUUUCCAUUAAGAUUAAUUUACGUGGUGAUGAAAAAAACUUACGUUAAUGAAAAUACGGUCUGCUUUAUUUAAAUUUUAAAUACUCUGACUGGCAUAUAAAAUCCUCAUAAUAUACAGCCAAUUAGACAAAAAGGUCAACAAGUCACUGCAUGUAAUGACCACUUGGCAGCAACCAUUUGUUAUGUUUUGUUUUGACCAUGUCCAUUGCCUAGUUUACAGCUUCCUGAGCUAGCCAUGUGUGACAGUGGUGCAAGAUGGCGGCCGUUCCGCAGUAUUCACGUAUUUUUUCAUCAGUACCAUGCACGUGAUAAAUAUAUUAUCAUAGACUGCGACAUUACGACUGUAAAGGAAAUAGUCUGUGCGCUGAAAGAUCUGGAUUGAUUCUUGAAAUUUACGAGUGACAUGGGGCUGUGUUGUGUGGUCUAGGGCGGAUGUUGAUUUUAUUAAAUAGUAAUAUUUAUAUAUACAUCAAAAGGUACCAAAAUGAUUUAUGUAAUAGAAUUUAUUACUGAAGAGCAAAUUUUGGGGCACUUUUUUUCUUGUUAAUUAAAAAAUUUCGCUUAACUUUCGUUAAGAAUAUAUUUAUCUCAUAGAAAAAUUCAUUUUCGUUUCACUUUCGCGAAACUUGAUAAAUUUUCUUUCACUUUCAUUUCAUGUGGAUAAAGUCACUUUCGCACAUCCCUACUUAACUACCAUAUCUCCAAAUAAAUUCCUCAAUUUCUCGUGAUAUCUUUGAAAACAGUACAUUUUAAAGAUAAAAAGUAUGGACUAAAAACUGUUGCAGAUUUCAUAAUGAACAAUAAAAGGUUUUAAGUAAAUUUUCUGUAUCUCUAACCAUUUUAAUUUUAUUGGAAAAUGUCACAAGACGUAUCUGCGUGAAGCCGCUCCCAGCCCUCUGUAUGCUUGUCGAUACCGUCUGAACUCUGGCAACUGCUUAGUUGGAAAACUUCACCUUCUGCAUCUAAACGGUCACUUACGCUACUUCUAACCACUGUUGUCACCCGGGCACAAAUGUAGAAUCCUGGAAUGCUUCCCUUGCUGCCGCUGCCAAAAUACUUUGCAUCUUUUGCUAAUCAAACUCAGAUAAUAUUUCACUGGGAAGAUGUCUACCUGAUGUAAACUCUUGCCGAACCGUUAGUUAUGGGAAGCGCAUGAAACAAAAUUUUAAACAAUCUACGCUAGAUAAUAACAGGCAUUUGCUGUGGUGAGGUGACCAAACACAAUAGUUUGUGUCAUUUAUCUCAAAAGGCCGUCUAGUCCAUUUCUUAGAUUGUCCGUUACAGGGAGGUUAUAAGAGCCCAUGUUCUGCCGAAUGAUUUAAAAAAUUUAGUUGUUCAGUAGUGUCUACUUGGGUAGAUAGUUUUCAGUGUAGUCAGUUAUUUAAAUCCAUUUUUGUACUGACAAAUUGCAUACCAUGGAUAUUCUUACUUUUUACUAUCAGAAUUCAGAAUAAACAUUUCACUUAUUGAUUGCAACAAUAUUGUUUAUUUCUCAUUACUUUACUUUAGCACCAAAUUUUUUGAAGUUCAAAGAAUUUUUUUUAUAAUGAAGAAUGCAAGUCAAACAUACAAACCCAGUAAGUAAGGGUUAAAAUAACUUCUCACCUUACUUAUGGUAACUGUAGUAGCUACAGUAGAUGGUGAAAUGAGAGAAAUUAUAUUAGAUUGAUUUUGUACCUCUAAAACUAGUUUUAGAUGUCUGAAGUUAUUCAUUCAUAUCUGUUUUACUCAGUACUUAUUAGUUUAAUUUUAUAUGUACAUACUGUUAAUUUAUACUUACCUGCAGUGUUAAAAUAUUAUUGUUAUCUUUUUAAUAUUUUAUUAUUUUAGUAUUUGUAUUUUAGUGAAACCUCUUACUUACUGUACUUUUUUUAACGAACCAAGUCUAAAAAUGUAAUAACUGUAUACAAUGUUUUACUUACGAUUAAUUUGAUACAUUCAUUUGAUAUUUUACUAGGUCUGUGCUAAUAUCAGUUUUUUUAUUUUGAAUCGAAUACGGGUACCAGAUAAUUCUCAAAUAUGAAUAUUGAAUUCCAAAACAUAUUAAGAAUGAGAAUUGGAAUGACACUUAAAAUUUUAUUUCACAUCAUGUAAAACAUACAUUGGGAAAAAAAUGGGAAAUAUGGAGUGUAGUGCCUUUUGGCAAAUUACACUAUAAAUACUGAAGUGAAAGGUUUGUUAGCUGAAGUCAGCCACAAUAAUUAUACAUAUAAUGUUUGUUAAAAUAUUUGAAUUUAAAAUUAAAAUUUGUUUUUAUGCAUUUAUGCAACUAACCUAACAUAACCUAGCCAACCUUACUCUUCAGUUUUUAAUUGCCAUAUUUCCCAGAACCAGCUAUCUAAAUGUUGAUCAGUAAAGUUUAUGCGAACUGCAAAAUGCAGAAAAAUGUUUUGUGUUGUAGUACUUUUUUUUUCCUGCUGCACAUACGUAUUAUGAAAAAGAAUAUACAGAAUAGUUAAUUUGUUUUGUGUUUGAGAUGUCACAAGUAGUCCGUAUUUUGAAUCAUCCAGGUGAUUUUUUUCCGUUACUGUUUUACGAGACAGUAGUGAACUUUGAAUACUUGUUGCAUGUUAAAAACUCUGUUAAAAACUUUUGUAACUCCUGUUCAAAAAUUUUAUUGUUAUUUUUAUCACACAAAUGACACAAAUCAGUGAACAUUGGUAAACCACAAACUAACGAGGUGUGCUAUAUCUAAUAUUCAUUACCAAUUGAAUAUUUGUUAUUUUAAAGUGUUAGUAUUGGAAGUCGAAUCGAAUAAUAAAUGGUUUGUGUUCGUAAAUACAAAUAUUUGCACAGGCCUACAUUUUUUUUAAAAAAAAAAUAGUUUUAUAUUUGAGCUUUCAAGUGGCUACACCAUGAUUUAGGAUUAUAUAUUUAAUUUAGCCUUUGUAAGCGCAUAAAUAAUACAAAAGUACCCAGAUGCAUUAUAUAUUUUUAUAUGGAUAUAAUUUUUUUUAAUGUACACUAUUCUGUACAAUCAGACUCAGCAGUUAUUUUAUGAAAACUGUCAAAUUUUUUUUCACAAAAUGCAAAAUGGAAUAAAAUAUUACUGUUUUAGUGUUGUGUGCUACAAACUAAUUUGCAUGUCUUGGGUUAGUUCAGUAAACUAACUUAGGUGUAAUAGCCUACAGUUUUAAAUAAAUUUGAAUGAAAAUACAACACACAAAUUGCAAUAAAAAUACCCUGUUUCAGUGUUGCAUGCUAGGCCUACAAGUAUAACUUGCACUGCAUAAAUCAAUCACAAUCUUUUAUCAGUAACAAUAGACGUCAAAUAUAUAUUUGCAAUUGCAUAAUAAAACUACAAUAAAAGUUGGCUAAAUAGAUUUUACACACAUCAGUUGAAGAAAGACAUAUCAAGAGUUCAGUAAACUAAAAACUUUGCGUACAGUUUGGAAGAAAUCAUAGUUUUUCAAUUUUAUCUUGAACACUUCAUUACUUGGGUGUAUGGUAGUCACGAAAACAUUUCCUUUCGCGAGUCAGGCAAAGGUGCACUUUGCACUUCUGGCACAUGAUGUGAGACCUGAAUUUACUGUUAGGUACAUCUUGUGUUCUUACAUCUCGUAGGCUCUUUCUUCUGGUCAUGAAUGGGUAAAUGGUCAAUGCUGUCCAGCUGAACAUUGGCACUAGGAGCUUUCUCCUUCUUGACCCGUGGAACGUUGACAUUCAGUUCUGGCACAUCUUCCAAAGAGGGCCGUCCACUUUUCCUGCCUAUUAUUUUACCAACUUUCAGCAGGCUAUCAACUACUUGAAAGCGAAAUGCCAACUGAUCCAAAAUCUGGUUUUUCGGGAUAUCGUUUCCCUUGCAGUCACGCUUGUAUUCCAGCCAGGCAUGGAAUGCCAUUCUCAGUGUCCACUUCUUCGAACGAAGACUGAUCCUGUGAAAACUCACAAAUCUGUCGUACUGGUCAACUCCACCCAUGACUUGGUUGUAAGAUUUUAUGAUUUCAGGUCUGUGAACUGGCAUAUAGGUUUUCGUGGCCUUUUCAUACCUGCGCACUUCAUCUUCAGCCCCAAUACCCAAAAAAUUGGAAGCCAUUGUGACAGUUCUAUUAUCCAACCAUUUACAUAAUACUAUCUCAUGAUCAGUACUAACUAGCUCUUCAGUGUAGCCCCUGUGACACCCCCAGAGCUUAUCAAGAAUUAAAAGGUAAAAGGGGGGUGGCGUCGUAAGAAAAAAAGAAUAGUGUGAUGCUAGCUGUAAUUGGCCAAAUUAAAAUCAACGUCAACAACUUCGACUUCAUAAACAAAUUACAAUACAAAAACAAUUAAAUAAAAAAAAAUAUUAAAAAGAGAAAAACCAACAAUAUGCACAUAUAAAAAAAAGCAUUAACAGUCAAAAAUGGGGCCAAGGGCAUUAAACUCUGAGAGGGUCCAGGCGGCUCCACUGCAUUCACAUGCAUUAGCUUCAAAAACCAACUGCACGCAUCAUCCGUCAACAAACAAAAACACAAGGAGAAAAAGAGAAGAGGGAAGGGACACUCAAAAAAAGUGUCACACCCCUUACAUUAUUCUUUUUCAUGUUUUUGUCUGUUAGCAAAUCUAUUUUCACAAUUCGUUCCACCUGCGAAAAUAAUUUUUGAUUUUAGAAGUUGAAGGAGAUUGUAGGAAGUAAACCAGUUGUCAAAAAAGAGGAUGUAUCCUAGUUGUACCACUCUCUCCGUCAACUUGAGGACUACUGCCAAACCCAGUCCAAAUUUUUUCUGAAUGCCAUUGUCAAAUCCAGUUGUACGUACUACCUUGAUACAGCACAAAGUCGUAUGCUAAACCGGAUGUCCCACAAAGCACAAAAUUUUUUAUUCCCCAUGGAUUAGGUUUUCCCUUUACAUAUUGCUUCACACCAAGUUUCCCAGUGAAGGGAAUCAUUUGCUCGUCUAUAGCAAUUUCACGCUCAACAUGAAGCUGUAAACGACAACUUCGAACAAUAUAAAAAAUUGGUCUUACUUUCCAAAACACGUCAGUGCAUCCGUCUGGUUUUUAUAAAUUAUUUACAAAAUGCAAAUUGGUUCGUAGUUGGAAAAAACGAUCCCUCGUCAUAUUCUCUUGGAACAAUCCCAGACCUAACACAGACUGCCACUACAUGCGGAUCCUAGGGAAGUUCAGGCAUCCUGUAGCUAUGUGAAGUGCAAAUAAAAUUUCUACUUCAACUGCUGUCGCAGGCUUGAAUUUUGUUGCACCUGUUUGAAGCGCAUAUAUAUUGGUGAACGUGACUGCCUUCUCAUAAAAGUCCAGUGGUAUGUACCUUUGGAAGUACUCGUAGGGCUCUAAAACAGGUUCUGGAACUUGAGUUUGAAAUUCUGGUGGUUCUCGGGUGGUAAAAAUUCGCCUUCGCCAUGUUAUAUUUUGUUUUGCUGUGGUCAACUCCAACAUAUCUCUAAUAUCGUCAUGAACAUCUUCACCUGCAACCUCUUCUUCAUUCUGUACAUCUAACACUGCAAUGUUCUCAUCAUCCUCUAUAACCUCUUCUUCGCUAUCUUUGUUGACUACAGCUGUUUCGUCAAUCACAGUAUCUUCUUCUUCACUUAGCCCUUCAAUAUCAGACACAUCACCACUCUCAAUCAAAUCUAAUAUUUGUGAUGUAGUUAACUUCUUGGGAGCCAUAAUCAAUCACAAUAUACUUCUCGUCUCAAGUACACAAUAAACAAACAUAACCUGCUAAGUGCCAAAUGUUACAAAUUGCAGCUGAGACCGAAUGUACAUGAUAGUGUACAUCAUAUUUCACUUGUGUCAAAUAACAAAAAAUAUAUUUUCUGGGAUCAUAAGCAUUAUUUAGUUAAUAAAUUGUAUACCUAAUAAACCAAAUAAACAAAGCCAACAAGUAAUAAUUUGAAAAGAAUGAGAGAAUAUUGUUUACCAACAAAACAGUGCAACUACAAGGAUGUCACCAUAGCUGCAAGCACUCAAACAAAUGUUAUUAUUUUUAUUUAUUUCCUUAGACAGUAUCAACAAAUGGACUAGCUCAAUUAUACAUGUACGGUAUAGUGUACAUUUGGUCUGAAUUCAUGGAAAUUUUUCAAAUGUGUGUUUCAACUGCUCAAAGAUAUAGAUAGGUAUGUACACUAUUCUGUACAUUCAGACUGAGGUGUUAUUAGUUGAAAGGUGUUUGGGUCCGAGGAGGUUAAGUGAAUAAAUGCAUUACAGUUGCACAUGUGUGUUAAAACUGUAUUUUAGACAUGAAAACAAAAUUUAAAAUUUUGUAAAGCUGUCUCACUUAACAAAGGUACCUAAUACAGGAUGUGCGAAAGGCAAAACUUUUAAGAAAUAAAGUAAGUUGAAAGCAGUUUAAGGAUAAAUUUGGUGAUAUUUUGGACACGUAGUGCAUUCCAACUAAUGUAAACAUUGUGAAAUCAAAUUCACUGUCAUUCCUGUCAAAAAAUGCAAAAAAAUUCAACUUGAAAUAUCUUAAACCUGUUCCAGUUGGCAACAUCUCGUCUAGAGAUGCCUUAUUCACUGAAACCAUUCACUUAAAAAAUAUUUGAACGUGUUCACAUUAAGUGGAAUACACAUUUCUUGCUUUGCGUUUAAGUUCGUGGCUGAACAUCCAUGUGCUCCUUUUGAUGACAAACAAGCCAGCUUUUUUUUCUCCUAAAGCCCUUAUUGCUGUAAAAUACCACAUUUCUGUUUGGAGCUGUAAUAGACUUAGUGGUUAUGUUCACAUGAAUUACUAUGAGAGCUGUCGUUCUGUACAAAUGAGAAAUAUUUUCAGUGGGGGGAACACUUUCAAUUAAGAAUUUAUCGCUGUGGAAUUCAGUUGUGUAUUGAAACAUCCUUGUAGGGCUCAGUCCUAAGUUUUUUUUUACCUUGAUGUUUUGUUGUAAGCGACAUCAUUAAACACACGACAUGGACCACGAAUGUAACCUCCACAACUGUCGUAAUAAUUACCCAGUCCACGGUUGCACAGAGCUCAGUCCUGUGCUGAUGUCGAGCCAAACACUAAACAUUUCUUGUAGGUUCAAAAUGACAAUGUCCUAAUGGUAAAAUAUUGAAUACAAGACUUAGCUAGAUUUUUGAGCUAUAUUCAACACACGUGGUUUAUAAAUAAUUGUCAACUCACUUUUCAUAAUCGUAUGGAAUGCCUGACGUUCACUGUUUCUUAUGAUUCUUCCGUGGUGACAUCAGCAGUCAGUGUUUUGAAGUUUAUGUUCUUUAUUACAUACUACUAAAUAAAACAAGGUGUGUAAUUUGAAAGGUACUUUUGGUAGUGAAACUAUUUUGAUUGAUUUUUUUUUGCAGUAACACAUGAUUUCAUAAGUGCUCAUAAGAUUAUUAUGUUUUUGUCUACAUUGAUACGCUUACAGAAAUUUAUUGCAGUGGGAACAAACGUAUAAUUGCAAGCUUAAAAUAUUGCCUUCUCAAAUUAAAUCAAUUUUUACUUUUUGUAGCAAUAGCCUAAAUCACUGUUUGGGGUGAUUAGAUUUGAUCAGCUAGAAAAUAAUAGAAAAUAGUAUUAAUUAUCACUAGCACAUUACUAUUUCAAAUAUAUUCUCACAAAAAAAAAUUGCAUAAUGAACCAAAUUGUGUGAUAGGUAUGUCCUUGAGUUACAAACUAGUUAGGGUAUGGCCCGAUGUUUUUUGUAACAAUGUUCUUCAUACAGAAUGUAUAUGAAGACAUUGGCGUUUGCUUAUAUGUAUAAAUUUAUAAUAUUUUGUGUUCAAGCAGUGACCUCUGAUUGUUGUUUUUGAUUGUUUUUGUUACCAAAAUAGGGUUUACAUUUCUUGUGUAAGUUUGUAACUUAUCAUACAAAUACGUAGUAAGCUCAACUGUGCUUUAUGAAUUGCAAUAAGCUCUCUCUCUGCUCUCUGAAUGUGUGUCAGAAUCAACGUAUUGAUUGCUAUGUUAUGAAUUUUGUGGAAAUGUGGCGAGCUUAUCUUAGUGUAGUAGUUUACAUGUAUACAAAUUUUUAUCAAUCAAUUUGGAAUACAAAUUUAUAUUAUACUGUCCAUUGCAUUGCCAGAUUAAAUUCCACAUACCUAGCUUAUAAAGUAGCCUGCACAAUAAAAACCAUUCCUAAUUGCAAUCCUGUUGAAGUAAUGUAGGUGUUAAUCGUACAUUAGCUUUUGAUUGCAUUAUCAAGUCCUCGACUCUGUAGCUAAUUAUUUCCACAAUUCCAUUUUGCUGUUUAUAAGUCAAGCUCUGUUAAUACAGGUCUGCAAAAUGGUCAUUAACGUAAACUGUCAAGUUACAGUAUUGUAGCGACUGGGCUGGGAAUUGGAAAUGUUUGUUUUGCCCGCACUAUGACGUAACUUGUAAUACUCACAGUAGUAUUUCCGCGCUUCAGUGCAGCAUCCAGGUAUUCCCGUCCUUGGGCACGUGGUGUGUGUCAGGGCCAUAGAGGAACCAAAGGCCCGGGGACAAAUUAUUUUGUCGGGCCCCCUCCCCCAAAUUCUUUAUAAUCUAUAAUAAUAUAUCAUUACCAGCAACAAAAGGAGAGAAUUGAAAAGUUUAAAAAAGUGGGCAAAGUGGUUCUAUGUCCUGAGAUGAUAUGUUGUGCACUCUCCUUGCCAUCCACCGGUUAUCAUUAUUUAACAUAUUUUCGAAACCUUGGAACAUGGUGCAACACCACACUAAUCAGCUUUUACUAAUUACUAAUCUACUUAGUUCUCCUUCCUGUUGUAAAGGGAUUUCAUGUGACGAACUGGACAAAAAAGAUUUAACGGUUUAGAUUUCCUAAAGCAUGUGAAAUUUUUGGACUUUACAUUUGAACAUAAAUGGCAAAACCGGAAAACUACAUAUAAUUAAAGUACGAAUUUAUUUGUGCAGUUUCAUAAUAUAUAUUUAGUAUACAGUAGUUAGUUUUGCUCUUGUUUACUUCAUUUACAUAUACAUAUUUAAACAUUUUCUGUGAUACAUAUAAAGAUGAUUGUUCAAUUCUCCAGCCAAUAUUCAUUGAGGGAAAUAUUUCUUUCAAGCACACUCCACAUGCAGACAUAUCGCACCUGUGAUGACCUCAGCAGAGACUAGCUCAGAACUAUGCAACGUGUAAUGUUUGGAGCAAUCCAGGAUAACGUUUUGCCUGCAAGCUUCUCUUCCGUCCUGUUGCUUGCUCAAGUUUCGCCUCGAGAUGCAGGCUGCUUGCGGUUAGUUUUCGCUUGUCCUGUCAGUACUCUGUUUCAGAAAACAUAGUUUCAACAUUUAGCUAUGACUGAAAUAUAUUGAUAGCCAGAAAAUUUUUUUAUUUGUUUAAAUGGUAUUAAAAGUUUCAAAUAAAACAAUAGAUGAAGCAAAAUACUGUAUUUUGAUUCAGUAAUUUUACCUUUUGAAAUGUAUAGAAGAAGAAGCUUUGAGAACACCAUAAUUAUUGCAAUUCAUAACUGUUUUUGAACAAAUAUCUAUGGCCUAAAAUUUUUAUAAGUUUAAUGUGGUAAAUAUGUACAUACAUUGCACAUAAAAUACAUAAAUAACUAUGUUUAGUGAAAGUGUAAUUUAUUUUUGUUAAUGUCGCAAAAAAAAUAUGGAUGUUAAUACUUUGCUGGCUGUAGCUGUGUCAUCUGAAAGGUGUCAAAAUGUAUCCACAAAAAAAAAAUGGGCGAAGCCAGGAAAUUAUUUAAAUGCAACUUCUAUCAUUUUUCUCAUAAAUAAUUAAAGAGAAUCUUCCUGUGGUGUUGAAUAAAAGAUUCAAUGAAUUCCAUGCAAGUGCAUUUGAAAUAAAUCAGACUGCCAUCGAUAGACCCGAGUGCGAUGUGAAUCUAAUGGAAUUACUAUAACUGGUGGUUCGCCCAUUUUAUUGGCUCUGACAAUUUGAAGUGAUUUGUGAACCUCGCUUGUAUCACGCUACUAACACCCUUUGGUAGUUUGAUGUUGAGUCCCGAGGGUUGGUGAGCUGCAAGUAUGUUGUCUGGCAACUUGAAGCAUGAGUAAUAAUAAAUUACACCAUGUAAGUCUGACGUACAUGGUAUUUUCAUGUUCACAUGUAAUCUGAAUGGCAUUUAAAUUCCUUUUGAUGGCUUAGUGCACAAAGAUUGUGUGUCCACUUUUCUGAGUUCCGAUAUGCGAUAACUUGAAUGUUAGCAAAUCUUUUUGUUCAUUUUGCUCGUACAAUGAAAUUACAACAGUUGUUCCAUUUAUGUGAAUGAACUGCAGUAAUUGUACACCACCUUUAAAAAAAAAUACUUGAAAAUAUACAAAUCAAAACAUACUGCUGUGCUUGAUGUUUCUCUUUGAAAAUACAAUAACUUCUAUUUCCUUAUGUAUAUUAGUGUCAGUGUGUAUGUAUUGUUUUAAAAAUUUAUGUUUUGGAAUGUUGUUAUAGCAUCAUGAAUCCCUUAGUUUUUGUCAUUUGCUUAGAAAAGUGGUCUUAAUCAAGACUUUGUAAUACUUCAUAAUUAUUUUGUUUACUGCAGUGUGUGUUAAUAUCGCAUGACGUGUGACUCUGAGUUUUCAGUGUUGCACCCUUGGGCAUUGUAUUUUAUGUACAGUCAAGAGCUAAAAAGACAGCAUAUUCUUCUCAUUGAGAAAUUAAAUAUCUACAUAGUUGUUAAAUUAUCUGAAAUUUCUUAAGAGUUUAUCUAAACUAAGGUACAUGAUGUGUUCAAACAUGUACCAAGUAGUAAAGCGUAGAUGUUGUGUACCUGCUUGAGGAUGGCUUGAUUUUGUUAGUUCUUACAAUUGUUCGUUUUGAAAGCUUUGUGUGUUGGUUGUUACAUAUUAAGACAUUGAUAAGCUUUGUGUGAGAAAAAGUGUUAUUUCAAUUUUGCCCCUUAGUAAAUUCUAGUUGUGUAUUCCUUGACAUUCCAGCAUUUCCUUUUGCUCACUUUUUUUUUAACCUGAGUAUUUUUCUAGUCAUUUUUUUUUUGUUACUACUGAUUAGCAGUGACAACUAUUAAUGGCACUCUCUUCUGCUCAAUAUGAAAAAUAUACAUAUGCUAUAAUUGUUAUAAUUAUUCAUAUUAUAAUUUGUCUUCUAAAAGCAAACCAGUUUAAGUGGAGAUUUUAUUUGUAAUCAAGACCAUUUCUCUGUAUGACAAGUAAUUUAGAGCUUAUUGUAAGUAUCGAUUCCUGCUGCCUUUCUGUUUGUCACUUUCAUCAUCCACUAUAUUUUAUGAUAAGUAUCAGCUCUGUUGUAAACUGUCACCAUAUCCUCUGCUUUUCCACCAUUCCACUUUCCUCACUUCUUACUGAGUCGUAACCAAGUACCGUGUUUUAUCAAAUAAUUGUCGCACAUUUUAUACUAAAAUCAAGUUUUAAAAGUAUGGGUGUGACGAUUAUGUGAAAAAAAGCAUUUUUGUUAGGUAAAGUUAUUCAUUAAACAAAACCUAUUCAAAUUAAGUACGUUCAUUAAAAAAAAAGUAGAGUACACAAGAGCACGCCAAACAAUUAAAAUUACUAAGUCAUGCAACAAAAUCAUUUUGUUAAACUUUAAAUAGGAAAACCAAAACUUUGACACAAACAUGAGUCGGAGCGCAUAACUAUCUUAGUACACACCACGAGAUAGCAUGGGUUAUCAAAUGUAGUUAAGUCAGCACCAGACUGAUCACGUGCGUUGCAUGCAAUUGAUGAGCUAUCUGUAUUGAUACUUGACUGUGUGCGCAUGCUCUAUACGAGAAUCAACAUAAUCAAACAUGAAUGAUGCCAACUGGCGCUGACUACAUUUUUAUAAGCGGUACACAGCGGCGACGAAGACGAAAAGUUAAAAGUUAUAACAUUUGAAAGCUUCUUUAAAAGAAAAUUUACACAUCAGGCAACUUUGUAUUUCUGUUUAUUUAACAAGUAAGCGCUAACAUAUGAAUGAAUAUUAGAUUUGAGUGUUUUAUACAGCAAAACUACCUUCACAAAGCGCUCGGAAUCUGAAAACAUCAUGCGACGUUUACGUGAGAAAUUUUCUCUCUCCAAAUUUUGGUGUCCUAAAAUAAAGGUGCGACGAAUUAUGUGUGUGCGAUGAUUAUGCGAUAAAACACGGUGCUUCAAAACCUUCAUCUCCUUGGUACGUCUUCACUUCCUGUCCUCAGGGGAUCAAAUCCUGAACGCUCGUUCACAAUCCUGACCCCCGCCAACUGCCAUUCUUCUUCGAACAUUCAUCCAGCCGCUCACAUCGCCCGAGCUCCCAUCACCCACCUCCGUGGCUAUCCGCUCAAGCUAUCCAGCUGAGUGUGCGCUGCGCAGACUUGUUAAGGCAUAUGUCCAAAUAUAAAUAAAUAUAUAUAAUGUUCAUGGAAAUCUCACGCCAUGUCGACAAAAAGCUACUGUUAAUGUCUCCUUCCAAACCACAGGAAUACAAUUGCACAAGUGCCCCCCCCCCCCUCCCCCCCUCCAAUUUGACAAGUCCAUUAACAAUGCAUGAAGUCCUCUUCCAGUGAAAAUGCCUCAAAUAAUCAUGUGUGGAAAUGUAUUUGCUUUAUUUUUAAUUGUAUUUUUUAAACAUUUUGUUGAAAUAAAACUGUUGCGACAA
Molecule: messenger RNA, 17289 nt
Organism: Bacillus rossius redtenbacheri
Lineage: Eukaryota; Metazoa; Arthropoda; Insecta; Phasmatodea; Bacillidae
Product: mannosylglucosyl-3-phosphoglycerate phosphatase
Exons: 13
Coding region: 469-2445 (658 amino acids)
Biological process (GO): nucleotide catabolic process
Molecular function (GO): hydrolase activity
Source: RefSeq, a predicted model, not a curated record